This is a messenger RNA of Rodentolepis nana, 816 nucleotides long. Lineage: Eukaryota; Metazoa; Platyhelminthes; Cestoda; Cyclophyllidea; Hymenolepididae. The record is from the annotation of a GenBank genome assembly.
AUGAUUAAUAGGAGGCUGACCUGGUUCCUUGAGACCAACAAUAUUCUUAGGAGUGAACAAGCAGGCCUUCCACAGGGAGCUGUCACAAGCUGCACUCUUUUCAAUGUCUUCAUCAAUGACAUAGCCGAAUUGGUACAGACAGUCACGGGCNUUAAAGCAUUCAUUGGACAAAGAUCGUGUAAAGUCAGAUAUGGAAAUGCUCUAUCAAAAUCCAAUCUUUUACAAACAGGCCUUCCACAGGGAGCUGUCACAAGCUGCACUCUUUUCAACGUCUUCAUCAAUGACAUAGCCGAAUUAGUACAGACAGUCACGGGCAUCAAGUGCUUACUUUAUACAAAUGAUCUUGUGCUGUGGUAUUCUGCCCCUAAGAAAAACGCUCAGGAAAGGACAGAAAAUGCCCUAAAUGAUGAGCUUAAACUACUGGCAAACUGGUCCGACAACAAUGGAAUGGUUAUCAACACCAUGAAAGCUGCAUUCCAAAUAUUUUCUCUGGCCCGUCACAGCAUAAACCCGCUUCUAAUGUACAAGUAUACUACCCUAGAAAGAACCAAUGAGUUCACAUAUCUCGGAGUGACUUUUGACGCAAAGCUAACGUGGAAAAGUCACAUUGCUAAAAUAGCAGAACGAGUCUCCAGUAGACAGAAUGUACUGAAGCGUCUUGCUGGUAGCGUAUGGGGCUGUGCAAGCUCAACUCUAAACACCACUUACAAAAUGUUUAUUCAGCCACUCAUUACAGCCACGGAGGUGUCUAUUCCGAACUCUUCUCUUCCUACGCAGCAGAGGGACACAAUAGAUACGCUUUUGAAAGAGAAAUAA